Anastrepha obliqua is the source of this 1042-nucleotide messenger RNA. RefSeq lists its product as uncharacterized. The record is from RefSeq and is a predicted model, not a curated record. Gene Ontology annotation, cellular component: endoplasmic reticulum membrane. The transcript has a single exon. Gene Ontology annotation, biological process: GPI anchor biosynthetic process. NCBI's taxonomy places the organism in Eukaryota, Metazoa, Arthropoda, Insecta, Diptera, Tephritidae. Bases 95 to 805 code for a protein of 236 amino acids.
AGUAAAAUAAAAACCUGGCAACGUUGUAUAAAUCAAAACUAAAAACAUUAUUGAAGUCGUGAAUAAAUAAAAGUAAUAAGUUUUAUAAAAGGAAAUGGCUAUGAAAUUUGAUCAACAGAAAACAAAACAUCAGCUUUUUCAUUUGUCUGUAAGUUUGGCAACGGUGCUCGUCUGCAUGACAUAUAUGCAAUUCCAACGCAAUUGGGUGAAUGUGGGCAGCCUUUGGAAUUCUUUGAUAGUGCCUAUCGUAUUUACUGGUGAAUUACUCAAGGUUCUACUUGCACGAUACUACAGCCGAUGGGAUGAUAGCUUCCUUACACAGAAACAGCGUCAAAAGAGGGCUUCGUACUUUACAAUCCGUGAAAUAUGUGGAGGACUAAUUCUUCAAUUAUUAUGCACAUUACUUUAUGCGUUUGUGUGUAUUAUAUUAGGAGCACCAGUUCUGCAAAGCUACGAACAGACCUUCGUUUUGGCACUUUUGCUUACUUUACAAACAACGUCUCCCACAGUAUUCCUAUUAGGUGGAGGUGGUGCAUUGCAAGUAUGUUUCUGUGAAAAACCUGAUUCUAUUACCAAAAGCGAAGACACCGCCCUUGGUUUGUUUAAAUACAAUGCUUUGGGUGCCAUAUUAGGCGCUUGGGCUGGCUCUGUAGUUGCGCCUUUAGACUGGGACCGUGACUGGCAGGCGUAUCCAAUACCAAAUGUGGUUGGCGCUCUGCUCGGAUGUGCUUUAGGUAACAUUUACGCUUGCUCAAGAAUUUUGUAUGCUACAGCCAAGGUCUAUAUGAACAGAAAGCGAAACUAAGAUACACCAAUCGUUCGUUUCCACGAAACAAUGCAAAAGCUGCCAAUAACUAAGUAACGAACGCCUCAAUUUCAUUAUAUACAAAAUAUAAAUCUAGUCAAAGUCAUUGCCGUUCACCAGUUUCGUAAACGUAUUAAAUACACACUCGUAUGUUUUUAUCUUUAAUUAUCUUUAAAACAUUUUUAACAUUUAUCAAUGUACUAAUAAAAUUAAAAAUAAAUAUGAAACAUUUCUAAA